Messenger RNA from Cladophialophora carrionii CBS 160.54, 2127 nucleotides. RefSeq lists its product as uncharacterized. Bases 1 to 2127 code for a protein of 708 amino acids. The record is from RefSeq and is a predicted model, not a curated record. Gene Ontology annotation, biological process: DNA-templated transcription. Lineage: Eukaryota; Fungi; Ascomycota; Eurotiomycetes; Chaetothyriales; Herpotrichiellaceae. Gene Ontology annotation, molecular function: zinc ion binding; DNA binding. The transcript has 6 exons.
AUGCAAAGUAGGGACAUUUCUUGCCCAGCCCCCAUCAUCAGAAAAUGCAAUGCGCAAGUGCUAAGACUCGGGUAUUUCAGUGGUUCUUCCAGAUCGCUCAAAGCCCGUCAGGCGGAGACGCGCAAAACAAACCCACGACAGUCUUCCGCGAUUCCGGAACUGUCGCCCACACGACCAACAGAUCAGCAAACGGACUCCAGUCCGCAGAACGAUGCUUCCAGGCUGCCAAGAGUGGACUCGGCUCACGCGCCCUCCGCCAGCAGGAACCUGGCCCACGAAGGCUCAGAGAUGCUUCUGGUCCGGCUGACGGACAUACGAGACAACGAUCAAGUUGAACCCCGUACCAAAGUGACCAACAAGGUCGUUUAUUUCGGGGACGAGUCCAUUUGGUUUUAUAGCCUUCGAGAGGCUCGGAACAGCAAGUCCAGAUGUUCUGUAAGUCCACAGUCUUUUAGCGCACAAUCGGUGGACAGGAACAUCCACUAUAAGGUGCCUCAGACACUAGAUGAUCAGCCUCGAGAUGUGCCGGAGGACGAUGCUGGCCUAAAGCAAGAAGAAAUCCAUUUACUCCAGCAUAAAGGGGCAUUUUCUCUGCCGCCUCUGGGCAUCCAGAGGGGACUUCUUGACGCAUACUUUUCAUGGCUUCAUCCUCUACAGCCGAUCAUCGACAAACAACAAUUCCUUUGUGUCUUCAACUCAGGUCAGGCACCCAUAAUUCUCCUCCAAGCACUGUUAUUUGCCGGCACAACCUGCUGUGACGAGAGUGUCAUCUUGAAAUAUUGGCCAAGUCGCCGAUCUGCUCAAGCUGCUCUAUACAAGCGGACCAAGGCUCUUUACGACGCCGACCAGGAACAGAAUCGUGUCACCAUUGUUCAAGUUCUGUUCUUGAUGUGUUUCUGGUGGGGCAGUCCUACGGACAACAAAGACUUUAGUCACUGGCUGGCGGCAUCCAUACAUCUGGCGCAAGUGAUGGGCAUGCAUCGAUCAACAAAACACUCUCAGCUGUCCAUCAAAGAUCGAAAACUCUGGAAACGGAUCUGGUGGACCUUAUAUGUCCGGGAUCAUUUCGACGCUGCAUCAGUCGGCCGUCCAAUGAUGAUCGACGACGACGAUUGCGAUGUUGAACCGUUGCGCGAGACUGAUUUCGAACACGGAGAAGACGAGAAGCCGCCACUCGGAGCGGGUCACUGCAUUGAAAUGACGAAAUUGGCCGCUCUGAGUAUGCGUUCAACUCUCUUGCCAAAAGCGAAUUGGGCUGAUCUCAAUAACCUGGCCGACUCUUGGAAAACGAUCGACAACGACCUUUCCGGGUGGGAAAAGCAGCUACCGGAGCAGUUCCGGUACCACGAGGGAGAGCGCAGUCCACAAUUGAAGUUGUUUGCAUCCAUGCUCACGUUGGGCCUGCAUUUUUGCAGGAUUAUACUGCACCGAAAAAUCUUCUUGGACUCGAAACCUAAAGCCGAUUCCAUCUCCAUGGCCCCAGCAUCUGCGAACGCUGUGACACGAGUCGUCGAGGAGCUAGUCACCGAAGGUCUCCUACCGCGUACACAAGUACAUUUGAUAGCAGUUAUUUUCGCCUCUUUUACAAUCCACGUUAUUUCUAUGGAACAGAGUCUAGGGGCACGAAGGCGAGUGUUGCAACACAGAGCCGAGCUCUGUCUCUUAGGACUGGGCGAAUUUCGUGACUAUUGGCCUUUUGUGGAUUGGAUGUACCGUCUGUUCAGUAAUUUGUUGCCCAGGCUGGGGCUUGAAGACGGUUCAUCUGAGGCAUCCGACAACAGGGAGCUGUGGAACAACCAGCCUCGCCCGGAAAAUAUGAUUCUGCAGGAUGACCUGAUGGACAGCACCCCCGAGGUUCCUCACGAUAAUCAGCCGACGAUAUCUCUACCCAUGUUCGACCAGAAUGCAAACUCGACGGCCGAUGUCCAGCCAGAAUUUGGCGCUCGGCAGCAGUUCAUGUCCGGCAUGUUUACAUCGGAGAACUUUUUGGAUCCUUUUAUGCCUCUUGACAAUCUCGAAUGGUAUGAUUCGAACACGGCGAGUUUAGCCUACCUGGGCGGAAGCGGAAAUACCAUGCAAUGGACUGGCGAUCCACCAUCAGCGGCGGAAAAAACAUCGCUCUCCUGA